AUGACAACCACAUUCGCUUUCAUCACAUUCUUUAAUAUUCUAUACCUGCUCUCAGUCCUCACUUCAGCAACAGCCGUCCACGGAGACCAUAAUCACGUUAAUGUCAACAAACGACACAGGAAUCUUGCUAAGUCUCUUCAUCAACCAACCUCCAGAGCCGCUCCAGAAAAUCAAGUGGUCUAUACACCGGACACUUCACUCCAUUUUGAAUACCCACGACGGAACUUCAAUGUCAAUUCGAACAAAUACAAGAAAUUGACCAAGCUAUUACCUAAAAUUUUGAAAAAUGCCAAUUCCAUUACUACCCAUUCAUGGGAAUUGGGAUGUUUCACCGAAACGCUCUUGGAAGUUUACAAUCCAUCGUUAACGCCUUUCGAAUGGGAUGGUGAAUAUGGAUCUGGAGGUGGGAAAUGCGAAAAAUUAGAACUCGGUGAAAUACCUUGGAACGUAUUGAAAAUAGCCAAAAACUCUUUAAUAGCUUAUGAUUGGAUGGGAUCACCCUCAUCUUCCUCGAAUGGGACAACCAAAUCGUCAAGUCAUUUACAAGACUACUUAUUCAACUCGACAUCGCCUGUACCUCAUAAUUCUCAAGCGCUGAUCAAUGGAGACGGAGCCUUGGGAGAUCCAGUAUCCCUUGUACCGGCCAUAUGGAUCUUAUCUCAAUUCUCGAAGAAUCAUCUGGUCAAAUUGGGCCUAGGGGGGAAAUCUGCUGAAGAUUAUUCGUGGGCUUUGGGCAAUCAGCUGGAUUAUCUAUUUAGUGGACCCAAGGCUCCUACAAACAAUACGAUAUCUCAAAGAGAAGCUAGUUUCGAAUUAUGGGCAGACAUGAUGUAUAUGAUCCCCCCUUCACUAUCUUACUUAGGGUUGUCUCUGUCAAGUGAAGAAUAUCUGAAGUAUGGCUUAGCACAAUGGGACGGCGAGACGACGGCUUUGUUAGAUACUACUGUAAACAUAUAUCGACAUAUACACGAUUGGGACGCUCGAUUGUGGGCGACAGGUAACGGAUGGGGUGUCUAUGGCGGUAUCAGAAGUCUUUACUCCGUGAAAGCUUCCCCAUUCGCUUCCACUUUGACCCAACAAAUCACCGAGGCAGAAAGUACUUUAGCGAGCGUCUUCGAAGGAUUGUUCAACGAGCUAGACAGUCAAUACCUUAUACCGAAUUAUUUGCGACAAGAUAAUCAAACCCUCGCAGUAGGCGAUACAGCCGGUACAGCUUUGGUUGUAGCAGCCUAUUACCGAUUCCUGAAGAUCUGUCCCGACAAAGUUAACGAUCACUUGACCAAAUUAGCUGAAAGAGCUUUCGAUGCGGUGGUAGCCAAGAUCGAUAAAGACGGAUGGGUAACCCAUGCGGUCGAUCCUAUGGGUACAUACGGCUGGGUCGUCUAUCCCGAUGACCCCAAUAUGCACUCACCCGAAGCUCAGGCAUUCGCAGCUAAGAUGUGGAAAGCCAGAACCGAAGCUGGUGCUUGA
Messenger RNA from Kwoniella botswanensis, 1470 nucleotides. RefSeq lists its product as uncharacterized. Bases 1 to 1470 code for a protein of 489 amino acids. Gene Ontology annotation, biological process: carbohydrate metabolic process. The record is from RefSeq and is a predicted model, not a curated record. The transcript is spliced from 5 exons. Lineage: Eukaryota; Fungi; Basidiomycota; Tremellomycetes; Tremellales; Cryptococcaceae.